Falco peregrinus (peregrine falcon) is the source of this 2896-nucleotide messenger RNA. It is a transcript of the gene ALX4, whose product is annotated as ALX homeobox 4. Bases 1 to 1161 code for a protein of 386 amino acids. The record is from RefSeq and is a predicted model, not a curated record. The transcript has 4 exons. Lineage: Eukaryota; Metazoa; Chordata; Aves; Falconiformes; Falconidae. Gene Ontology annotation, biological process: regulation of transcription by RNA polymerase II. Gene Ontology annotation, molecular function: RNA polymerase II transcription regulatory region sequence-specific DNA binding; DNA-binding transcription activator activity, RNA polymerase II-specific.
AUGAAUGCUGAUACUUGUGUUUCUUAUUGUGAUCCGGCUGCCAUGGAUUCGUACUACAACGCAGCCUCCCAGGGCACAGAAGGCUCCUCGCCUUUUAGGGCAUUUCAAGCAAGUGACAAGUUCAGCCCUACUUUCCUGGCCAGCAAAGGACAAGGCUUUGGUGACAGCAGCACUAAGUGCCGGAGCCGCUACAGCCAGCAGGAAUGUCAGUCCCUGGAUGGCAGCGUGCAGGCUCCCGGCUCCGCCGGAACUCCGGCCUCCUUUAACAAAUACCCUCCGCAGCAGCAGCCGCCGCACCUCUACAUGCAGCGAGGCCCCUGCAAAACCCCCCCGGAGAGCAACCUCAAGCUGCAAGAGAGCAGCGGCCACAACGGAGCUCUGCAGGUCUCCUGUUACGGCAAGGAGAGCAGUUUGGCAGAGGCUGACUUGCAGCCAAGCUCCGACCCUUCGGGAAUGGACAGCAGCUACCUCAGCGUGAAGGAGGGUGGGGUGAAAGUGCCCCAGGACAGGGCCAGCACGGACCUCCCCAGCCCCAUGGACAAGGCCGACUCAGAGAGCAACAAGGGCAAAAAGCGGAGGAACCGCACCACCUUCACUAGCUACCAGCUGGAGGAGCUGGAGAAGGUUUUCCAGAAGACCCACUACCCAGAUGUCUAUGCCAGGGAGCAGCUAGCCAUGAGGACAGACCUCACCGAGGCUCGUGUACAGGUGUGGUUUCAGAACCGGCGAGCGAAAUGGCGCAAGCGAGAGAGGUUUGGUCAGAUGCAGCAGGUCCGGACCCACUUCUCCACCGCAUACGAGCUGCCCCUGCUCACCCGUGCUGAGAAUUAUGCCCAGAUCCAGAACCCCUCCUGGAUUGGCAACAAUGGAGCUGCCUCCCCUGUGCCCGCCUGCGUUGUCCCCUGUGAGACGGUGCCCUCCUGCAUGUCCCCCCAUGCUCAUCCCCACGCAGCUGGCGGCGUCUCCGAGUUCCUCGGUGUCUCUGGCCCUGGCAGCCACGUGGGACAGACUCACAUGGGCAGCCUCUUUGGCACGGCUGGGAUGAGCCCCGGCCUCAACGGCUAUGAGCUGAACAGCGAGCCGGACCGCAAGACCUCCAGCAUCGCUGCCCUGAGGAUGAAAGCGAAGGAGCACAGCGCCGCUAUCUCCUGGGCGACAUGACAGGGUUGCAGCCCAGCACCCAUGAGACAUGGAGAGAGCACAUGGGGACAGCCAAAUAAAUCCAUCCGCUUGGACUCCAGACAGCAGUUGCCUCCUCGGGGAUGUGAAUACAGCACUUUUAGCUACCCUAGGCAUAUAAAGUACAUAUGUUAACGUAAGUGGAGUGUUUCCAGCAUGAACACAGCAGCUCCCGGCUUCCCAGGAUCAGGCUUCCAGGGGAGAGGGAGGCUGUAGAGCAGCACCUCUUCCAGUGAGAUCUGGGUUGGGAUGUGUCCUCUCUCACCAACACCUCCCCAAUAACCUGGGCAUUUUUUCUCCCCGCUCCUUCUUCUGACACCAGAUCUGCCUUUCCAAAGAGCAAGAGCCCACUGGCAUUUCAGCAGCUUCUCCGCCCCCGCCCCCCAUCUUGCCCUCCUAAUUUGUCAACAGUGUUGCUCAGAUCUCUUCUGCCCUGGGCCCUGGAUGGGGGCUCUGGCACCAGCAAAGAGACACCUCUCAGGGUGCUCCUGUCUGUUUAGCAGGAGCCACGACUUCCCACAGCUGAGUGGGGAACAGGGAUAGGAAGAUACCCGAAAGUAGAAAGAAGGCAACGGUAGCCCACCUCCUUCUAACCUGUUUCCUCUCCAUCUUGCAGUCUGAGAUGAAGCACAGAGCCGUAGAGGCCUGUGAAGGGGAUGUUUCUCUUCCCAGCACGGCACGGUGCUACCACGCUGAGAGUCUUUGCCAGCCGUCUGGCGACCCAGCUGGAGAUGCACCCCAGCAGACGAUAGCUUCCCAGCAUGGAUGGCUGCCCCAGGGAGUGCCCGGGGUUUGCUUUGCCAUGGUUGUGGUCAAUGUUGAGGCUCUUGUGCAUGGUGAGGCAGCAAAAUGUUUCCUCUGGCAUUCACUGAGUUGGGAAUUACCAUCCUCAAUUUAGAGACAGCAGCUAUGGGAGGGGAGUACAGUCGCUGUGUAAAUCCACAGGUGCCCAAAGAGACUGCUUUGAGAAACAGCUCAAUUGCUAUCACACAGCCACAGUUGCAUGAGGCCAUGGAAUUCCUCAUACACCUUGUGCUGGGGUCAGAAGCAUGCAACGACAGCCCCUCCCUGCAGCCCUCCACCCCAGGGCCCUGCUGCACACAGCUGCUGUGGGUGUCUCCACGUCAGGGACAGCACAGGGAGCAGGCUGGGAAGGGACUCAAGGCUGAGCAAGGCAGUGCUGCCCCAUCUCCAGCCACCUCGGAUCCUCUUCACCUUGCAGAGGAAGCAGGAGACACCAGAACUUGCCUGUUUUUUUCUGAGCCAAUAUGCAUCCCCACUUUUCCCUCCCAGCCCUCUUACCUGCACAGUGCUAACUGUUAAGUAAGAUCUCCUUUGCAAGGCUAAAUCUUCUACAAGCUUUUCAAUGAUCUCGUAGUGCUAGGAAUAAUUUUGGAACAUCCUUUUACCCCACUGAAUUAUCACCAAGGAGAAGCUGAAGGUCAGCACAGCACUAUGACCCACACAGCAUGGCUAUGCAGACUGAGCUUGAGCUGGGGCAGCCGUCUCUGAGAUUCUCAAGGGAGCUACAGGAUUUUGCUCCCAUAAAAAGUUGUGUGUCACCCUGCCCUCCCUCCUCAUGUUCAGUGUUAGGGACUCUAGUAGUUCUACAUCCAGGAAUAUUUAGUGGUCUUGGAAAAGGCUCCAAAUAAGCUACAGCCAAAUAUCAGGUUUCAGGUUAACAAGAUAUGCAAGUAUUUCUAUAACGCCUGCACUG